Molecule: messenger RNA, 1272 nt
Organism: Geodia barretti
Lineage: Eukaryota; Metazoa; Porifera; Demospongiae; Tetractinellida; Geodiidae
Source: the annotation of a GenBank genome assembly
AUGAAGGUGCCGGACCUGAGGGCGCGGCUGCUCUUCGUGUUCGCGAUGCUGGUGAUAUUCCGCUUCCUGGCCCAGGUGCCUGUGCCCGGCGUGGAGCGGGAGGCUCUGGCGGACUUCUUCCGCCAGAACGACCUCUUCGGUUUCUUGGACGUCUUCAGCGGUGGCGCUCUCCGAAGUCUGAGCGUAGUAGCGCUGGGGGUAUUUCCCUACAUUACCUCCUCCAUCAUUAUGCAGCUUAUGGUGCCCGUUUUCCCGCAGCUGAAGGAGCUCAGCCGCGAGGGGGAAGCCGGCCGCCAGAAGAUAAACCAGAUUACCCACUACCUGAUGGUGCCCAUAGCGGCACUGCAGGGCUUCGGGCAGUUGACGCUUCUCCAGCGCGGAGGAGCCAUCAGUGGGGUCGGCACGUCCGGCAGCGAGCUGCUGCCCACAAUCGCUAUAAUACUCUCGCUGGUGGCAGGUUCGGUGUUUCUGGUGUGGAUAGGGGAGUUGAUAACCGAAAAGGGCAUUGGCAACGGCAUAUCGAUGAUCAUCUUCGCGGGCAUAGUAGCCACGUUCCCACAGAUGAUAGGGCAGGGCUUCCUGGAGAGAGACAACAUCUUCGGGCUGGGCAUCCUGGUUAUCAUCGGGGUUCUGAUGGUGGCCCUGAUAGUGAUGUUCACCGAGGCGGAGCGGCGCAUACCGGUGCAGUACGGACGAGCGAUAUUCCGCGGCGGGCGGAUGUACCGGCAGGGCGGUUCAACGCACCUGCCCAUCAAGGUGAAUUCCGCCGGGAUGAUUCCGUUGAUUUUCGCCUUCUCCAUCAUGAUAUUCCCUGGGGUGGUGGCCAGCUACUUCAUCGACCCUGCGAGCACCUCCAUCAUCAGUCGGGGGGCGCUCUUUGUGCAGGGCCUCUUUGACCCCACCAAGUUCUUCUACUACUUCUUCAGCUUCAUACUGGUGGUGGCCUUCACCUUCUUCUACGCGAUCAUAGUCUUCAGGCAGCAGAACCUGGCCGAGAGCCUGCAGCGCAACGGGGGGUUCAUACCGGGCAUAAGGCCGGGCCACUCAACGGAGGAGUACCUGAACCGAAUCAUCGUGCGAGUGACUUGGGGAGGCGCCCUUUUCCUGGGGCUGGUGGCGGUGAUACCCUUCAUUGUCACAAUCCUUACCGAUAUACGCGCCCUUCAGCUUCCGUCAAUAAGCCUGCUGAUUAUGGUGGGUGUGGCCCUGGAUACCAUGAGGCAGCUUGAGGCGCAGCUCCUUAUGAGAAACUAUGAAGGAUUUAUCCGUUAG